AUGGCGGACUUCGAUGCAAUAUACCCAGAUGAGACUGAAAGUGAAGAAAAUAUAGAAGAAACACAUGUGACGUUAGUGCCCGACCCGAUCGUCGUUCGUGGAGCUGGUAACAUGACAGUUUUUGGUUUAAGCAAUCGCUUCAACAAUGAGUUUCCAUCAGGUCUUCAGUCCCGAGUAGCUCCUGAGGAAUAUCAGGCAACUAUAGCUCGAAUUAACAGUGUGUUAAAGAAGACAUUGCCUGUGAAUGUGAAAUGGUUAUUCUGUGGCUGUGUUUGCUGUUGUUGCACACUUGGAUGCUCUCUUUGGCCAGUCAUAUGUCUAAGUAAAAGGACACAACACUCGCUUAACAAGCUUUUGGAAUGGGAGAACAGUCGACUCUACAACAAAUUGGGUUUACGUUGGCGUCUAACAAAACAGCACUGUGACUCUUCCUCCAUGAUGGAAUAUGUACUUCUCAUAGAAUUUAUACCCAAAAUACCAAUAUAUAGGCCUGACUAA
Messenger RNA from Parnassius mnemosyne (clouded apollo), 498 nucleotides. The record is from the annotation of a GenBank genome assembly. NCBI's taxonomy places the organism in Eukaryota, Metazoa, Arthropoda, Insecta, Lepidoptera, Papilionidae.